This is a messenger RNA of Lates calcarifer (barramundi perch), 2975 nucleotides long. It is a transcript of the gene plp2b, whose product is annotated as proteolipid protein 2b. The record is from RefSeq and is a predicted model, not a curated record. Lineage: Eukaryota; Metazoa; Chordata; Actinopteri; Centropomidae. Bases 356 to 820 code for a protein of 154 amino acids. Gene Ontology annotation, cellular component: membrane. The transcript has 5 exons.
GCUCGGUGGUGCCAACAGCAGCGGUUCCUCCAGAGACCAGAGGAGGCCAACGCCCCACUGUCAGCUUCUGAGCUCCUCCCUUCCUCCUUAGAGCUGAAAGCAGAGUGUCUUCUGAGCUGCUGCGGUAGUAACGGAGAGCAACCAGGAUAUUACAACACGACUUUUCAUCGGAGGAGUUGAUUCACUUCGACUGCGGGAGGAAAACAACUUCCAGCGAGCGGGAGCAGCAGCAACACCAGGACUGUAAAAUAUCUUUUUCCUCUCAAGACAAGUUUGUUCAAACGCUCCGUCGGCGUCGAGGCUCUAAAGGAAAACACACUUCACACUGUCGCUACAAAAAGUUAGUUGAUACAGAAUGGCUGAUACAACCGCGUCCAGCCCCGGUGCCAACUGCAUGGAGAAGCUGAAAAGUUAUGUGAAGACCCAAAAAGGCUUCAUCCUCGCAGCAGAAAUAUUCAUCAGUUUAAUCGUCCUCAUCUGCUACGCCGCGUCUCUGUAUGGAGGCUACUCCGCUGUGGCCAUCUGCGAGAUGAUCUUCGCCAUUGUCUUCUUCGGCAUCUUCAUGAUGGAGCUGGACAAGCAGAUCCAAGUGGUCAACUGGGUCUGGAGUGAUCUUUUCCGUGCUGGCAUUGGCGCUGUCCUUUACAUCAUCACCUCUCUGAUCUGUGUCAUUGGAGGAGCCGGGGACGGCGCUCGUAUUGCAGGGGGGGUAUUUGGUUUGAUUGCUGGUCUGUUGUUUGCAUAUGAUACCUACACCAUCUUCCUGCAAAUCAAGAGCACCAGGCAGCACACAGCAGCUUCCACUGAUGACAGAGUUUAAACACUCCCGAGACACAUGCACCUCUGUCAAGAAUGCAGCAGAAGAUCAAAAAGAGGACAUUUGUGCAGAAGUUAACAGAAGGGUGGAGCAGAGAGGACGAUGGACAGUAAAAUGAACAGGUCACAGUUUAAUCAAUGCCACUGUAUGGUGUGAACAGACGAGAGAUUUGUGUUAGGGCCGCGCCUGAGAGGAGGAUGACACAGCCAAAGGGAGUGGUACUGUACAUCUGUGCCUGCAUGUCAGACAAAAUCUUGUCUGCUACAUGGGGAAUUUCCCUCAGAAACCUUUAGUCCAACCUCAAUGUGCCACUGAUUAAAAAGGGAAACCUUUAUAACAGGCCAUGUAAAACUUUGGUUGAUGUUGUCAAGGAGCUUGUCUAAUAACACUGCUGUACUACACUACCGGUCAAAAGUUUUAGAACACCUCCAUUUUUCCAGUUGUUGAAAUUUACACUGUAAAAAAUCCUAUUAUCCUAAAUCCUAAAUUUAAUCUUUUUUUGUUUUUUUUGUUCAAAUACACCUGUGGCAUUCUUUCUACAUUGGAAAUGAAAUGUUUUUUGGGAAGUUUGACUCAGUACUGUUGUAGAAGUUCCCACAGUGCUGGUCAUCCAUCAUGUGAAGCUGACCAUCCAGGGCUGUGGUCAAAUAGUCCAAAAAAUUACAUCCUACUUCCUUUUCUAACCACUUUUCCUUGACCUUGAUGGAAUAUGUCAUGAGUCAAGGAGAGAUGUGAAGGAGAGUGUAUGUAACGACAACAUUAUCUGUCCAUCUUUUUUUCAUAAAGGAUAAUUCCAGUGUAUCCUGUGGUCAAGGAGAUAAGAAAGGAGGCACUGAAGCACCUUUCAUUGGCAUUUAGAGAAUUCAACCAGCCACUUAGAUACUUACAGGUCAUUUCACUCACGUCUCAGUCUUCUCAAGCAAAAAUGACCGCAAUGACCGUUCAACCACAUCCUAGUUUUUGCUGUUGGAAAUAACCCUGACUAAGCAGUCUGUCUUUUUCUCAUCAUUCUGAAAGCAUUGCACAGUACUACUUCUUUUUGUGUAAUAUCUUCUUAAUAUUGCCUCAGAGGAGGAAGUUCUUUAUCCCUGAAAUAGUCCUGUUUUCUAUUAAAUUUCAUGGUUUUUCACUUGUUCUUUUUUACCUUUGGUAAACUACUGCUGACCUUUGUACCAUUUAAGUCCAAAAAACUUCAGUCAACACUGCACUUUUCUGGAUCUGCAGCAGUACACCUGCAAAGUUUGAAGUGGAUUGGAUGAGUAGGUCUUGAAAUACAGGCAGACAGAUUUCUCCAUUUAGAGUUAGACUUCAAUAGAUUUGACCUGGUUAAAUUUCAAUAAAAACUGGGAAAAUCGCGCCAUUCACAAACCUUUGACCAGUAGUGUACUGUAAGUAGUAACUUAGUCAUUUGGACUUAAGAAGUCACUGAUAUAUGAAUGGGUGCUUUAGGAAUUGUUUAACAUCAUAAUUAUGCUCUUCUUGAGUUUGAUUUUCUGUGUUUUCAGUGAGGUUUCUCAGAGGUUUAAACAUUUUCUUCUCUGUUAUUUAAUCUUUACUCUGCAGAGUGCUUCCUGUGUGUUACAGUGCCUUAAAGUCUCAUUCACAUUAACCAGUUCCUUCAUCCUGUUCACCCUUUAUUCAUGAAUCCUAAACAUUUGAAGUCAUUUACUGUCAUUGAUCAGCAAAUCUUUUGGCUGUUUUUGUACUAAUCAGAGUCUGCAUCAUUAGGAGCCGAAGACGUCCGUUAACCAUCAACCACAUGUUCAUUAUCUGAAUUAGUGUCAUCAUCCUCCAGUGGUACCUGUCUACUUUGAUUCUUGCUCAGGUUGUGUUUUCUUUUUCUUACAUUUGUAACACAUUUUUAAGGUGCAGAUUAUUUUUCUGUUGACACUUUUUACAGUCUUUUUUUUUUAAAUGUUUUUUGAGUACAUGUGGCAUAUGAAGAAAAAAGGAAAAAUCAGAUUUUAUUAUGUAAAUAUCACCAUUUUAAUAUGAUCUGUAACUGUUUCCUCUUCCCUUUGGUGGUUAUUUGUCCAACUAAAACAUUGCCUUAUUAUUAUUUUUUCUAACAGGCUUUACAAAAGUCUGCAGUUUGUAUUUUCACAAUUCAAAGCAGCCACGCUUUGGGAAAUAAAAGCCAUUGUUACUGCAAAGAAAA